Tauraco erythrolophus (red-crested turaco) is the source of this 1346-nucleotide messenger RNA. NCBI's taxonomy places the organism in Eukaryota, Metazoa, Chordata, Aves, Musophagiformes, Musophagidae. The record is from RefSeq and is a predicted model, not a curated record.
AGGACACCGUCUUCCUCCGGGACGAGGAGGAGCGCCGUGAGUACGUGCUGUCUCAGCAGGGGCUCAUCUACCAGGGCUCCCCCGACUACAUCACCUCCAUCCCCUGGGACUUCAGCCAGUUCGAGGAGGAGGUCUUGCCCAUCUGCCUCAAGCUGCUGGACACAAACCCCAAAUUCCUGAAGGACCAGAACCGGGAUUGCUCCCGCCGCAACUCACCAGCCUUCUCCUGCCCCUCUCUUGUCAUGCCGCAGGUGAAUUGUAACGACGAGGACCGGGGGGUGCUGGUGGGGCGGUGGGACAACUGUUACGAGGAUGGGAUGAGCCCCAUGUCCUGGAUCGGGAGUGCGGAUAUCCUCAAGAGGUGGAAGAAGUUUGGGUGCCAACCAGUCAAGUAUGGCCAGUGCUGGGUCUUCGCUGCCGUGGCGUGUACUGUCAUGCGGUGCCUGGGCAUCCCCAGCCGGGUGGUGACCAACUACUACUCAGCCCACGACACCAACGGCAACCUGGUCAUCGACCGCUACGUCAGCGAGAUGGGGGAGGAGGACCGGCGCUCCAGGGACUCGAUCUGGAACUUCCACUGCUGGGUGGAGUCCUGGAUGGCCCGUCCAGACUUGGCACCUGGCUACGAUGGGUGGCAGGCACUGGACCCAACGCCCCAGGAGAAGAGCGAAGGNNUGUUCUGCUGCGGGCCGGCGCCCGUCAAAGCCAUCAAGGAGGGCGACCUGCAGCUGAAGUACGACAUCCCCUUCGUCUUCGCGGAGGUGAACGCCGACGUGGUGUACUGGGUGGUGCGGCGCGACGGGUCGGAGAAGAAGAGCACCCACUCCUCGAUGGUGGGGAAGAACAUCAGCACCAAGAGCGUGGGCAGAGACAGCAGGGAGGACAUCACCCACACCUACAAGUACCCAGAGGGGUCUGAAAAGGAGAGGGAAGUGUUUGCGAAGGCGGAGCACGAGAAGCGCUCCCUCGGGGAGGAGCACGGGGGGCUGCACCUCAAGAUCAAGCUGUCGACGGGCGCGAACAACGGCUGCGACUUCGACGUCUUCGCCGUCAUCGGGAACGACAGCGACACGGAGCGGGUGUGCCGGCUCAUGCUGUGCGCCCGGACUGCCAGCUACAACGGCACCAUCGGGCCCCAGUGCGGCAUGACGGACCUGCCGGACAUCUCCCUUGCGCCCCAGGAGGAGAAGUGCGUGCCGCUGCAGAUCCGGUACGAGGACUACAGGGAGAGCCUGAGCCAGGACAACUUCAUCAAGGUGGUGGCUCUGCUGACCGAGCACCAGAGCGGUGACAUCAUCGUGGCCAUCCGCGACAUCUACGUCCAGAAUCCCGAGAUCAAGAUCAGG